Messenger RNA from Penicillium maclennaniae, 726 nucleotides. RefSeq names its product GNAT family N-acetyltransferase. Gene Ontology annotation, molecular function: acyltransferase activity, transferring groups other than amino-acyl groups. NCBI's taxonomy places the organism in Eukaryota, Fungi, Ascomycota, Eurotiomycetes, Eurotiales, Aspergillaceae. The transcript is spliced from 3 exons. The record is from RefSeq and is a predicted model, not a curated record. The coding region runs from base 1 to 726 and encodes 241 amino acids.
AUGUCAAUCGAAAUUGUUCCACUGGCCGAGGCCGAUAUCCCCGGUGCUGUAGACUGCUUGCAAAGAGCCUUCUCCGAUGAUCCUUACUUCAAAUGGGUAUUCAACGAACCUUCAAAGUUCAACAUCGAGCGAAAUGCAGCUUCCCUCGCAUCACACUUCCGAUAUGCGAUCAACUGCAACGAUCCCCUGUUUGUUGCCCGGGUCAGCCAGUCCGCCAGCGAAGUCAAGGACGAUCGCGAAUUGAAAUUGCAAGCGGGUCGCAUUGUCGGGGUUAGCUGGUGGUGUUCGCCCCGGCAGGCUUCCGUGCCUCAGACCUGGUCUGUGUGGGCGCAGGAUUGGCUCCUAUCCUUUCGACAACUCAUGAACAAUAUACUAUUCUGGGGCCGUGGUGGAUUGAAUGCCUCACGGUAUUGGAUUUAUAAAGAGGUUCAGCGAGAGACACACAAGGAACUCUGGAAGGACCCGCGCGGCUACUACUUCUGCAAUGUUCUUUGCGUCAGCUCUGCUGUUCGCGGCAUGGGGGUUGGAAAGCGACUUAUGGAAGUUGUUAUGGACAAGGCAGAUGAGAAGAAAAUGCCAUGUUACCUCGAGAGUUCAAAGGGGUACCCCAAUGUUCUGAUCUAUGAGAAGAUGGGGUUCGAGUUGGCCAAAGAAAUUGAGUGUGUGGACGGCGGAGAUGUUUGCAAGCUGUAUUGCAUGGUCCGGUCACCGAGAAUCAAGACUUAG